UGGGGGGACUGGCCGUUUCUUUAGAACAUCGCUAUUUCGGCCAAAGCCUUCCGUUUGGGCAGGCCUCCCACAGUCCCAGCAACAUGAAGUAUCUUACCCUCGACAACGUUAUGGCAGAUGCCGUUUCCUUCAUCGAGCAUAUGAAGGAAACUAACAACGGUGCUUCCGAGAGUAAGGCCAUCAUUGCCAGUGGUUCCUACGGAGGAUUUCUCGCGGCCGCAUUCCGUCUAAACCAUCCUAACACGUUUUUCGGAUCCCUUGCGGCCGCAGGACCCGUCAAAGCGUUCUCCAACAGCAGUAAUCCCGAAACGUACAACUGGUGGAGAUGGGUUAAUCGAGUCUACCUCGACCGUUCCAAAGAGGCCGCAGACAGGAUCCAGAACGCCUUCACCGUCUUACAAAAGCGGCUCCAGACAAUAGACGAUGGAGGUGUGAGUCUGAAAGCAGAGCUCAAUCUAUGUUCUGCGCCUUCUCCGAACGACACCAUUGGCAACCUCCAGCUCGUUCUAGACUUGACCAAUGUCUUUUCAUUCGCUGCCGAACUUAACUAUCCAACUGUUCAGUUGGGUCGAAGCCCAGUUGCUAACCCGUUGGAUAAAAUUAUCAAUAUAGUUCUGACAGAGACCGAUCCUGUGCAAAUCCUGAGUAAGGCAUUCUGGCUUUGGUUUGGAGCUCCAGGUCCAUCUCAUGCUCCAUGCCUUAACUAUACGGAUCCGACUUUCCUCGCCUCUGCCGUUCCACUCAUCGAAACAACGCCAUUUAAUUAUAUUAUCUGCAAUUAUAUCCCUCUGGCAUCAUCUAAUAUCCCUGAAGGGACCAUCUUCCCCGCUUUUCCGACAGCAUCAGACAGUCGGCCCCAAGCCUGUAAGCUUGAGUACGGGCAUUUGCCGAUGACCCAAGAGGAGAUAUUCCAACGCUACCACUUCUCGCCCGAAGACAUCAAGAACUCGACUCGAAUCAUUUGGUCGAACGCCGAAUAUGACCCAACAGCUUCCGUCAGCGUUGAUUAUCUACCCCCCUCAACCGACAUUUGCGCGUCGAGGAUGAUAUUGACAAGCAACAUCGCACAUAGGGAAGAUCUAUUCCUGCCGGGACGUAACGAUAGCCCAACUCUCACGCAAUUGCGCAACAAAGAACUACAGAUCUUCAAAGAGUGGUUGCAGUAUUGCUAAUGGAUCAGACGGAGAGAUGUAGUGUGACGAAAAGUGCCGUUUCUUGUCGCAUGACCUAUACUCCUAAUAUUACCUACCUAAAUAGUUUAAAAUCAAUUAUACCAUCUACCUAUUCAACUAGUAGACCUAUUCUCGCACCUGUUUUGGUUUCCGAAACAUGCUUGUAAUAGUGCCUUGAGGUGUUUCAACACUUCGUAGCGACAGUCUCGAAGCCAAACUUGGUAUAAAGCCGAACGCCCUCAGGUGCUGCAACAACAUAUGCGCAUCGCCCAUUCUGCUCAAUCUCUUCACAUAUCCGUUCCAUCA
This is a messenger RNA of Annulohypoxylon maeteangense, 1478 nucleotides long. RefSeq names its product peptidase S28. The record is from RefSeq and is a predicted model, not a curated record. The coding region runs from base 84 to 1172 and encodes 362 amino acids. NCBI's taxonomy places the organism in Eukaryota, Fungi, Ascomycota, Sordariomycetes, Xylariales, Hypoxylaceae. Gene Ontology annotation, biological process: proteolysis. The transcript is spliced from 2 exons. Gene Ontology annotation, molecular function: dipeptidyl-peptidase activity; serine-type exopeptidase activity.